AUGGACGCAGAACCCCCAACUCCCACCUCCCAAGACAACACCAUGCCCGAAUUCACCCCCAUCAACGGCAGUCCCCCCGAAAUCGCGGCCCCUUCAGUCCCGACAACCACCCCUACCAAGCGCGGCAAGUGGCCAGCCGCCACCAACAGCGAAAAUGCAAAGGCCGGCUCGCCUCCCAAGAAGACCAAGACAGCGAGUGCCAGUUCGGCAAAGACUGUGCUCGGCCCUAUCCCCACCUCGCUUGGGGCGGCUGGAUUAUCUGAUAAGAUGAUCCUGCAGAUGAGGGACGAGGAGGGCAAGAAUUGGGGCGAGCUUAAUGAGGCUUGGAUGAAGACUACGGGUAUCAAAGUUGGGGCUAGUACCCUCCGAAUGAGGUAUACUGCUAUGAAGGCCAAUUUUGUGGAGAUGAAUGAGGAUGAUGAAGCUAGAUUUCUCCGAAGCAAGAAGGAGAUCGAGGAGAAUUUUGAGCAGGAAAAGUGGCAUAGGAUUGCUGAGGCUAUUGAAGUUGAUGGUGGCGGGAAGUAUCCUGUUACUGCUCUGCAGAAGAAGUUCAAGCAGUUGAUUAAGAAGGGGAAUCAUGCUGGUGCGCUUAAAGAUGAGGAAUGA
Molecule: messenger RNA, 606 nt
Organism: Aspergillus alliaceus
Lineage: Eukaryota; Fungi; Ascomycota; Eurotiomycetes; Eurotiales; Aspergillaceae
Exons: 3
Coding region: 1-606 (201 amino acids)
Source: RefSeq, a predicted model, not a curated record